This is a messenger RNA of Sphaeramia orbicularis (orbiculate cardinalfish), 1299 nucleotides long. It is a transcript of the gene brix1, whose product is annotated as brix domain containing 2. Gene Ontology annotation, molecular function: rRNA binding. The transcript has 10 exons. NCBI's taxonomy places the organism in Eukaryota, Metazoa, Chordata, Actinopteri, Kurtiformes, Apogonidae. The coding region runs from base 25 to 1056 and encodes 343 amino acids. The record is from RefSeq and is a predicted model, not a curated record. Gene Ontology annotation, biological process: ribosomal large subunit assembly; rRNA processing. Gene Ontology annotation, cellular component: nucleolus.
CGAGACUUGUGCCUGAGUGAAAACAUGUCGACGUUCAAGAGAAAACGUGGAGGACCGGGUCCUGGUGAUAAAAAGUCUAAGAAAGUAAAGUUUGUCGCUGAUGUCAGUGAACCACCGGCUGAAACCAACCAGGAGAAGACAAAUGAAGUCACGAUUCCUCCGCCGGUUUCCAUGGGCAAAUGGACCAACAAGGAAAGGGUACUCAUUUUCUCCUCCAGAGGCAUCAACUUCAGGACACGACACUUGAUGCAGGAUUUGCGGAAUUUGAUGCCUCAUUCAAAAGCAGAUACGAAAAUGGAUAGAAAGGACAAACUGUUUGUUGUCAAUGAGGUAUGUGAAAUCAAAAACUGCAACAAGUGCCUCUUCUUUGAGGCUAAAAAGAAGCAAGAUUUGUACCUGUGGGUUUCAAACAGCCCUCAUGGACCCUCUGCAAAGUUCUUGGUUCAGAACAUUCACACACUGGCUGAACUCAAAAUGACAGGAAACUGCCUUAAAGGAUCCCGGCCACUGCUGUCAUUUGAUCCUAAAUUUGACUCAGAGCCUCACUAUGGUUUACUGAAGGAGCUCUUCACACAGACCUUUUCUACUCCACGGUACCACCCCAAGAGUCAGCCCUUUGUGGACCACGUCUUCACCUUCACUAUAGCAGACAACAGGAUCUGGUUUAGAAACUACCAGAUCAUCGAGGAGGAUGCUUCUCUUGUGGAAAUAGGCCCUCGCUUUGUUCUCAACCUCAUCAAGAUCUUUCAGGGAAGCUUUGGAGGGCCAACUCUUUAUGAAAACCCAGACUUCCAAUCUCCCAAUAUGCACCGGCGACAGAUCCGACUCGCAGCAGCUGCCAAAGUACGCGAGAAACAGAUGGUGAAAGAGCUUCAGAAAAUGAAGAAGGCUGAGGCAAACGUGGCUGUGGACAAAGAUGUAACAGCUGACGUCUUUUUAACACCAGCUGAGGAAAAGCCUGUUCACAUUCAGACAGAAGCACCAGAGCCCAAAGUGGUUAAGAAGAACAAACACAAAGCCUUUAAAAGACAGAGGAUGCAGAUGGCUCGCAGGUAACUCAAUGGACUGGAGACUGAGAAUGACACAGUGUCGUGACAUGAAUGCGUCUGGAAACAUUCAGAGCUUUUUUGAAGUUAAAGUGAGAAAUUUCACUGUCAUGGACUUAAUGGAUACUCGUGCGCAGUAUUUGUCAACCCUUUUUGACCAAAUAACAUUGAAUCUGUGUCAAAGUGUGUUUGUUGAGUAUUAAAAAAAACGAUUUUCUAUGUUAUUGAAAUAAAAAAAGAAGGUCCAACAUGC